CCGUUUGCGCUGUUGGGUCCGGGCGCUCGGCACUUGGGUCCCGCGACGCUGAGACCGCGCAGUACCGGCUGCAGGCGACGCGAGCAUGGCAGCUCCGAAGGCUGACCACGUGCUGAUCGUGGGCAGUGGGCUCAUUGGGUGCAGCUGGGCUAUGCUGUUUGCCAGCGGAGGCCUCCAGGUGAAGCUUUACGACAUUGAGCAGCAGCAGAUAACAAGUGCCCUGGAAAAUGUCAGGAAAGAGAUGAAGUUGCUGGAGCUGUCUGGUUUCCUGAAAGGGUCAUUGAGUGCUGAGGAGCAGCUGUCACUCAUCAGAGGCUGCUCCAGCAUCCAGGAGGCAGUAGAGGGCGCCAUGCACAUCCAGGAAUGUGUUCCUGAAAAUCUGGAGCUGAAGAAGAAGAUCUUUGCGCAGUUGGAUCGGAUUGUAGAUGACAGAGUCGUCAUAAGCAGCUCCAGCUCCUGUCUCCUACCCUCCAAGUUAUUUUCUGACUUGGUGCAUGUGAAGCAAUGUCUUGUGGCUCACCCUGUUAAUCCGCCCUAUUGGGUGCCGUUGGUUGAGCUGGUCCCUCACCCAGAGACUGCCCCUGAGACGGUGGACAGGACCUAUGCCCUGAUGCAGAAGAUCGGCCAGUCCCCAGUGCGAGUCUUGAAGGAAGUAGAUGGCUUUGCCCUGAAUCGCCUGCAGUACUCAGUCAUUGCCGAAGCCUGGAGACUUGUGGAGGAAGGAAUAGUGUCUCCAAAUGACCUUGACCUUGUCAUGUCUGAUGGCCUGGGCUUGCGGUAUGCAUUCAUUGGACCCCUGGAAACGAUGCAUCUCAAUGCAGACGGUAUGAUAAGCUACUGUGACAGAUACAGCGAAGGCAUGAAGCGUGUCUUGAAGACCUUUGGACCCAUCCCAGAGUUUUCAGAGGCCACUGUUAAGAAAGUUCACCAGGCCAUGUGCAAGAGUGUUCCUGAUGACCCCGAGCAUUUAGCUGCCCGGAGAAGGUGGCGGGACCAGUGCCUCAUGGGACUAGCCAAAUUGAAGAGCGAGCUGCAGCCUCAGAAGUUUCUCUGAAGCUCCUGUAACUCCUGGCCCUUCAGGGAUGCAAGUAGAAGCACUUAAUCAAUACUGAGAUGUUGGGUAGCCACAGUGGUACUCAGCAUGUAAAUUCUGAGCUUCCUCUUGGUUCAUGGGCAUGAAUGGGGGAGCUGGAGGUCUCCUAACCUCUUCCACUAGAGCCUUCGUUUAGCUGAUGCUUAUUCUUAAUAAAAGUUCUGCAUUGCAUGGAGAAA
This is a messenger RNA of Sorex fumeus (smoky shrew), 1272 nucleotides long. It is a transcript of the gene CRYL1, whose product is annotated as crystallin lambda 1. The transcript is spliced from 8 exons. Lineage: Eukaryota; Metazoa; Chordata; Mammalia; Eulipotyphla; Soricidae. Gene Ontology annotation, biological process: fatty acid metabolic process. The record is from RefSeq and is a predicted model, not a curated record. Gene Ontology annotation, molecular function: NAD+ binding; L-gulonate 3-dehydrogenase activity. The coding region runs from base 86 to 1054 and encodes 322 amino acids.